Molecule: messenger RNA, 1407 nt
Organism: Acanthocheilonema viteae
Lineage: Eukaryota; Metazoa; Nematoda; Chromadorea; Rhabditida; Onchocercidae
Source: the annotation of a GenBank genome assembly
AUGUCAAAAGUAAUAGGAGUUAAAAUAUCUGACGGAAGUGAUGUUGGCUUCAGUGAUGUUAAUGACGAUGAAAUUAAACUUUACUUACAACUUCUUUCACCGUACUACUCAUUAACCGCUCAGGCAUGCGCUGUUGAAUAUUUCCGACGUCUACUGAUUCAGGAUCACGUCCCACCGUUAUCUAUCGCAGAUACACUCAUUAAGGGCCUCAUUCGAUGUCUGCGAGUGAACUUUGCCAAUAUUCAAAGAGAUGCUGCCUGGGCUCUUACUAACUGUGCCUGUUCACCGCAUGAAAUAUGCUAUAAAAUAAUUCAAUACCUUAUUAACUUAUUAAUUGAUUUUGUUUGUAAGGGUGGCUUAGAAGCAUUAGUUGAGUGUGCCGAAAUGACAGAUGGUGAAACUCGAGACCAGGUUUUCUGGACAUUUGGUAACAUCGCAUUGGAUUGUCCGAUUUGUCAAGGAAAGGUACGGGAGAGUGCUGCACUGCCGCUUAUGAUCGGAGUUCUUAUUAGUCCCACGUUCGCUCACUCGAAAUGGAAACGAAAUCUUAUCUGGGCUAUGUCACAAAUAUUUCGUGGUGGUAUUCAGACACUCCAUCUUAUGUUUGUACAAUCAGCAUUAAUCGGUCUCCGUUCCUUACUUUAUUUGGAUGAUGCAAAACUAAAAGUGGACGCAGCUUGGGCAAUAGCAUAUAUUGCUGAUGAUCGUGUCGGUGGCGGACAGAUUGAUGCAGUACUGGCAACACCACGUUUGUUGGAGAGACUGAUCGAUUUGCUGGAUGAAAGUGACACGAUGCGCGCUGCACUACGAGCUCUCGGGAAUCUGGUGGCGGGAGGUGAUAAUCAAACUCAAACAGUUCUCAACGCUGGCUUGUUGCCACGCUUGAUGAAAUUAUUCCGACUUGACGUUCCGGUUAUUAAUAAACGUGAGAUGACGUGGAUUCUUAGUAACAUUGCGGCCGGUUCACACCGACAAAUUGAUUUACUCUUCGAAACAAAUGAUAUUGUCGAAACACUUAUCGAUGCAUUCGACUGCGAUGAUUAUCGCAUUCGCAAGGAAAUAGGCUGGACAGUUACAAAUGCUCUGACAGGUGCCAGUUUGAACCGAUCACGUUGGCUGUGUGGGAGUAAUGUGCUUAGUUUGGUGCCACAACUGCUUAAUCUGCAUAGUGAACGUGAUUUGAUCGACCGAACUCUCUAUGCUAUUGAAUUAUUGAUCGCAAAGCGGACUAACUAUAUUUUUAUAUUUGAAAAUUAUCAAAUCAUUCAAACUAUCCGUCAAAUUGUUCAAAAUCCAGAAAAUGAAUUUGAUGUUUUUAUUAAGGCACGAGCAAGUAGAAUAUUAAAUAAAGAAAGCGAUUAUAAAGCACAUCAAAUUCCAGCGAGAACCUAUAUAUUGGUCCGUUGA